AUGGAGUGGUCUUGUCUGUCUUCUUGUGGCGAUGGCGAUGGCGUGGAGAGUGAGGAAGCAGUGGAGAUGGCGAUGGCGUCCGAGUCUGCUGCGUCUCUCCACAAUGACGACAGAAGAGUGAUGAUACAAGCAGCAAAAAUGGCGUCCGAAGAGUCUGCGUCUAGGCAGGGUAGCCGUUGCGCAGCUACCAGAGAUGCCAUCGGAUCCGGUGAGCUUAAAGCGGCCGAGAUCAGAGACCCAUGGAAGAAGACCCGUCUAUGGCUGCGGACCUUUCUCUCCGCCGAGGAAGCCGCUCGAGCAUAUGACGCUGUCACCAUGAAACUAAACGGCCCAGAGUCAAGACCAACUUCUCACCUCCUCCCACUUCUCAAUUAA
This is a messenger RNA of Ipomoea triloba (trilobed morning glory), 375 nucleotides long. Its product is annotated as ethylene-responsive transcription factor CRF4-like. The record is from RefSeq and is a predicted model, not a curated record. Gene Ontology annotation, biological process: regulation of DNA-templated transcription. Bases 1 to 375 code for a protein of 124 amino acids. Gene Ontology annotation, molecular function: DNA binding; DNA-binding transcription factor activity. The transcript has 3 exons. NCBI's taxonomy places the organism in Eukaryota, Viridiplantae, Streptophyta, Magnoliopsida, Solanales, Convolvulaceae.